UCCAUAUAUACACAUGAUCUCAUUGAGACAUAAUUAAAUAGAAACAAAAGGAAAAAGACUCAUCAAAUCAUCAUGUCUCAAUUCCAUCACAUGCAAAUAUAUGGUGGCAAUGCUACCCCAACCAUGGAACAACUUCUUCGAGAUGGGGAGGCUUCAAGAUGGCCUCCAACAAACGCAUCUCCAGUGCUCGUAAAGGACCAUGACCUCGAAGAUGAUAUUGAUCACCAUCAGAAGAAAUCAGUUUUCACCAAGGUAAAGGAAAAAGCAAAGAAAUUGAGAAACUCACUCAGCAACAAGAAGAGGCACGGUGAAGAUGAGAACAUUACACCGUCGUGGGGUUAUAACUUGGAUGAGGAUGAAGAGGAGGAGGAAGGCGUCGAUGCUGAAUAUCUUGGAGCCCCAAUGUAUGAAUCAGAGCUCGCACCAGAGGACUGCAAAGAGAAUGCUAGGCAGCAUCCUCGAGCAGAUCCUGUGAUUGCUGAGAAUCAUACUUUAGCGAAUACCAUAAAACUUGCCUUUGGACACGACGAAAAACCUUCCAACUCUCCAGAGACAUUGUCUCAAAUGGCCGUUGAGUCGUCCAUUGGUAAUAGCAAUACAUCGAAUGAAACUACAACUGCAAAUAGUACCAUGAAGAUAAUACAAGAAAAGGAGGUUGCUAAGCCUUCAAGUCCAAACAAGACACUAACUGAAACUAUGACUGAGAAGUUGGCACCAGUUUAUUCCACUGUUACUGAUGCUACUCAUGCUAUUGCUUCAAAGAUCCAGAGCCUCACCAUCUCUUCUCCGUCCAACUCAUCAACUCGUUCUUCACCAUCAACUCCAAAAAAAGCUUCUUCCCUAACAAUUAAAACGACAUGCUCUGACCCAAUAGCUACACAAUCACCAAGUUUGAGUAAAGGAACUGAGCAGAUAUGGGAUAAAGGAGUUUCAGUAAAGGAGUACUUGAUGCACAAGUUUGAGCCAGGUGAAGAUGAGAGAGCACUUUCUCAGGUGUUGUCUGACGCACUGAGUCCCAGAGCAAAGCCUGGUAUAGGUGUGGUAGAGAAGGUGAGGGAAGCAGUAAAUUCUAUGUUGCGAGCUGGGGACGCACCACAGCCAAAGUCUACGCAUUUGACUGCAAAAUCUUCGUCACAGGUUGAAGUGGCACCACAACCAGUGGCUGCACACUCAGUUGCGAGAUCUUCAUCAAGGGCUGAGAAGGCACCAGAGCUAGUGGCUGCAAAAUCAGUGCGAGCUGAAUCGACACCGCCACCAAUGGCUGCUCAUUUGGCUGCAAAACCUUCAUCCUCAGUGGAGAAGACCCCACAGGCGGUGGCUGCAAAAUCUUCAUCACAUGCCGAGGUGGCACCACAAGCAAUUCUGGCAUUACAUUUGGCUGCAAAACCUUCACCACAGGCAAUACCAGCUACACAUUUGGCUGCAAAACCUUCGCCACAGGCCAGGGCAGCACCACAGGCAAUACCGGCUACACAUUUGGCUGCAAAACCUUCCUUAUCAGCGGAAGCAACAUCACAUCCAAUGGUUACACAUUUGGCUGCAAAACCUUCCUUACCAGCGGAGGCAACACCACAACCAAUGGUUACACAUUUGGCUGCAAAACCUUCCUUGCCAGCAGAGGCAACACCACAACCAAUAGUUACACAUUUAGCUGCAAAAUCUUCAGCGAGCGCGCCAGUCUUUACCACCACCCAUAGAGUGGCUGAGGAAGAAAACCUUGAAAGAAUACUCCAAGCAAAUUAAUGGAUAUAUGCAGCACAUCAGAAGUUCUAGACACAGACACCAAACAAUAAAAAUUUACGACUAUAUUUAUCUUCAUUUGUUUGAUUUUGUUCAGUUGUAUUGUACCAAUAACAAUAAAAUAAUUUUGCAGUACUUU
Messenger RNA from Cucumis melo (muskmelon), 1879 nucleotides. RefSeq names its product low-temperature-induced 65 kDa protein. The transcript has 4 exons. Gene Ontology annotation, biological process: response to abscisic acid. Bases 73 to 1743 code for a protein of 556 amino acids. Lineage: Eukaryota; Viridiplantae; Streptophyta; Magnoliopsida; Cucurbitales; Cucurbitaceae. The record is from RefSeq and is a predicted model, not a curated record.